GUACGAAUCACAACAAUUUUAAGUGAACCAUAACGAGUACUGAUUAUGUCGACUCUAGAAAUUAGAUAAGACCAGAUAACUGAUAGUGUUCGAAGGUGAUAGUGACAAGUGGGUGUGCGAAGAACAAAUGAUUCAGAGUAAGUAUUUAGUUAAUAACAGUUAUUUAUUAUUGUUAAUAGCAUAAUAAUUACUUAAACGAUUUAAUGUAAUUUAACAGGUGUGAUGUACUUGUAGGUAUUGCAUCUUGUUUCGUAAACUGUCAUUCGAAUUGUCGGUAUUUGAAAGAAUAGUGUGUCAGACUUAGCGUGAAGGAUGAGUUAGCAAGUGAAAAACCAAAGGUGUAUGAAAGGAUGUUACUAUAAUAUUGUGUUUGGUGUUGGUGCACGUGUUAGACUGUUAUAAAAUAAUUGUUGAUUGAAAUUCUGAGUUGUGUUUCUUGGAAUAUUACAUUGGAAUCUUAACAACCAUAGUGUCCAGGAAAAUCACAAUGCACUAUUUACAUCAGCUGAAGAGGCACGGAACUCCUUUAAAAUUCCACCAACUUAACACUUCAAUAGUUAUCGUGUAUAUCAUAGCAGCUGUACUAAGUGUAGAAGCUGAUGAUAGAUACCGACCCCACCGGCCACCAUGGAAAGGACCACCACCGUUUACACGACCACCACCACCACCAGAGCCUGUAAAGGGUGGCGACAUUUCUGAUGAUGCUGUUCAAAUAGUAGAUAUGUCUACAAUAAGGCCUGAAAUAAAUGGAGAUGAUAGUUCGAUAGUGGAUACGGAAUCUACAACCCCAAGGGAUACAGAAGAUGCAAAUGGAUCAGUCGACCCUGUGGACUGCACUGACUGUGACAAUGAUGUCACUGAUGAUGUGAUAAAUGACGUAAACGAUACAGGCGAGAAGGGAGGAAACAUUGAUGAAGACUACCGGAAUGAUUCAGUGAUCAACUUCCAAGAAACACCUAGAACGCCAGAAGAGGAAUUGAGUGAGAUGAUUGAGGGCCUGGACAAAUUAUUGAGCAACGAGUCUGCCGUUGUGACCAUGAAGGAUGUGUCGGAUGCCUUUGAUCAGAUGGACGUUCUACUAGCAACAAACGACACAUCUCUAGAAUUCCCCUGCACCGUGUUAACCGCCCUCGAUACGCUCGGCGCCCGCGCCGAUCUCAACGGCUCGGCGGCCGUUGCGACGGCGCGUCAUAACGUGGCAGUGGUUAUGGCUGAUUCUGCGCCUGAGCGCCCUGUUCGAGGACUCAAGAUAGUCGAUGGUUUCAUUGAUGAAGGGUUUCAAGUUCUACAGGAUGAACUGGAUCCAACCACUCUCACCGGCGAUGACACCGAAGCAGCAGUAAGCCUACCAGCAUCUCUGGCGGACUCGUCCCGUCGCAUCAGCUUCGUAGUAUUCCGCUCAGAUCGCGCGUUUGUACGGCAUGAUCGAGAGCAAUAUUUCGUUAAUAGCAAGAUUAUCAGUGUCAACGUGGAGAAUUUCACGCAGAUGUUAGAUGGAGAGGUGAUAGACAUCCAUUUGAAACCAUCAAUAUACAAACCGCCCCGAAAUAUGUCCCGCACUUGUGCUUACUGGCACUUCGCUGAGAAUGACACUGGAUACUGGUCACAAGAGGGCUGUACCUUUAUCAAAUCCCCAACCGGCUUGCUGGAUACCUGUCGCUGUACACAUCUCACCCACUUUGCUGAAGUCCUCAUCCCAAAAGACGUUUUUUCAGAAGAAAAUGAAACUACUUUGGAAAUAAUUUCCCUAAUAGGUUGUUUCUUGUCACUCUUUGGACUGCUAAUGAUUGUUCUUACUGCUAUUAUGUUUCGCUCGUGGAGAAGCGAUUUUAAUAACAAGAUCUGGAUACAAUUAACAGUAGCCCUGUUGAUAAACGUUAUCAGUUUUCUUAUUAUUGUUUUCUCUAAAUUCGAAGAUUACACUUCGUUUUGUAUGACAGUGGGAAUUAUUUUGCAUUAUGCUGUUUUAGCAUCGUUUUGUUGGAUGUUAGUAGCGGCUGUUAUUUCUUAUAGAAAAUUAGUUUUAGUAUUCGCGACGGAUCCUAGGCGAAGAUUGUUGAAAGCUUCAGCUUUCUCUUGGUUGUUCCCUUUAAUUAUAGUUGUUAUGCUUGUAAUUGUGGCGCCACAGUCUUACACAAAAAGAUUUGAAGACCAUACACCUACAGGAGCAUUUUGUUACCCAUCAGGCUUAGGUCUAUGGUUGACUGUCUACGCUCCAAUCGCUAUAGUAGUGAUAUCCAAUUGGAUUCUUUUUGCUUUGAUACUUCGCUCUGUAUUUGGAACAAAAAAAAUACAAAAACAUGGCGAUUCAAGCGAAAUGCUUCGACGCGCGUCUGUUAGUUGCUUACUAGUAUUUUUAUUUGGUUUACCUUGGAUUUUCGGUUUGUUUGCUUAUAAUAUUGUUGCUGCAUAUUUUUUCACACUAACAACAAGUUAUCAAGGAUUUGUUUUGUUUAUAUUUUUCAUUAUAAUUAAUACCAAAACUAGAAGUAUGUGGGUCAAUAAAUUACGUAUAACGAAGGAGACUAAGACACUAGUUAGCUCUUCGUUGAUAACAAGUAAAAAUGCCCAUAUUAGUAAUGAACCUGAACAGGCUCCAUUUAUAGAAUCGAACUCAUCACGGACUAACGUUACUUCUUUAGUGAGCGAUUCAAGUGAUGGUAAAGCAGUGGCGUAUAAUGUGGCAUCUAGUUCAACGGUUAUUGAAGAUUCGCAUUAUAAUAGUAAGGAUAGCAUAGAUUCAUUUAUUACUGCAAAAUCGAACGAUAAUUAUAGUGAAAAUGAAAUAUUUCAGAGUGUAGAAGGCAUAUUUGGUAUAAUAGAGGAUGAUGAAGAAAAUAAUACCAAACAAAAAUCAAUACCUGGUAUUGCGAGAAACUCUCUGCAUUCCAACAAAUCGUUACUAAAAGAUGAAGAAGUGCAAAGAAAUGACGAAAAUACCAGUAAUAAAGAUGGUUUAAGCGAUAGUUCUAGUCAAAAAAUAGGAUAUGACGCGGAAUUUAUCAGUCCAGAGAUAACUGUAUACAACAUAUCAACGCAAAACGCAUCGUUGAUAAGCUGACAAUUUAAUACACAGGGUUAAGAUGGUCGGCUCUUUAUCAUUUGUCACCAUGCCUGUCACGUUCUAACAAGUAUGUAAGCGUGAAAGUGACGGGCAUAGUGACAAGUGAUAAAAAUAGAACCAUGCUGCCAUCGCUGUAUAGCUUAAAAUGAACCACGUUAAAAUGUAAGGAACUGUACCUAUGCAUGAAUGUAUUAAUAUUAAGUAAAUAAGUACACGAUAAUUAAAUAAGUACCUACUAAGUGUUAAUGAUUUUUAUAUUAAGCAUGAAGUUGCAAUUUAUGGAAUUUGUGAAGUUAUUAUUAAAAUAUUUUUUACAUGUACCUAC
Cydia pomonella (codling moth) is the source of this 3389-nucleotide messenger RNA. Its product is annotated as adhesion G-protein coupled receptor G2-like. Gene Ontology annotation, biological process: adenylate cyclase-activating G protein-coupled receptor signaling pathway; cell surface receptor signaling pathway. Gene Ontology annotation, cellular component: membrane. The transcript is spliced from 7 exons. Gene Ontology annotation, molecular function: G protein-coupled receptor activity. The coding region runs from base 488 to 3061 and encodes 857 amino acids. Lineage: Eukaryota; Metazoa; Arthropoda; Insecta; Lepidoptera; Tortricidae. The record is from RefSeq and is a predicted model, not a curated record.